AUGAAUCUCACCCAGAUAUCUGCAACAUUUGCUAUUGGCACUCAGCCCAGCCACUGGACUGGUUCUCAUUUUAUACAGGUGACCUCCAAACAUGGACCUGCCUACCUAGUCAAGCUGCGGAACCCCUGGGGAAGAGUGGAAUGGAAAGGAGACUGGAGUGACAGCUCAAGUAUGUGGGAGCUACUGAGCCUCAAGGAGAAGAUUCUGCUGCUGAGGAAAGAUGAUGAUGCAGAAUUCUGGAUGACACUGCAGGACUUUAAAGCACAUUUCAUACUUCUGGUCAUCUGUAAACUGAGCCCAGGCCUGCUGAGUCAGGAGGUGGUCCAGAAGUGGUCGUACACCAUGCUGGAGGGGAGAUGGGAGAAAGGGACCACGGCUGGUGGUCCGACAAAGUCACCCCGAGACACAUUUUGGAAGAACCCUAAGUUCCUGCUGUCGGUCUGGAGGCCCCAGGAGGGCAGGAGGUUCCAGAUGCCUUGUAGUGUGCUGGUGUCCCUGCUCCGGAAGCCCAGGCACAGGCACCGCAACAAGAAACCUCACCUCGCCAUUGGCUUCUACCUCUUCAGGAUGAGCAAGGGCUAUGAUGACCAGAGGAGAUCGUCUCCCAAGUUAUUCUGGGAAAAUGCUCCCCUGAAUUGGCCUGAGACGUUUCUCAGAGAGAAGGAAGUGAGUCGGGAGCUGUGGCUGGAGCCUGGGACAUACGUCACUGUGCCCUGCACAUCUGAGUCCCGCCAGGAGUCUGAGUUCGUCCUCAGAGCCUUCUCCAGGAAGUGCGUCUUUUAUGAAAUUGGCCGCAAUUCAAGUGUCGUCUUCCCUAAGGUGAACCGUAGAGCAAAUGGAGGGCAGGAUGAAUUCUUCACCCAACUCUUUGAAAAGCAUCCAGAAAUAAAUGCAGUCCAACUGCAGAAGAUCCUGAACCACAUGCCCUGGGCAGGUCUAAGGAGCGAACAGCCUCUCUUCAGCCUCGAGGCCUGCCAGGGGAUCCUGGCCCUACUGGAUCUUAAUGCGUCCGGCACCGUGAGUAUCCAGGAAUUCGGGGACCCGUGGAAGCAGCUGAUGCUCUAUCAGGAGGUUUUCCACAAGCAAGGCACUAACUGCUCAGGAUGCCUGAACUGGGCCCAGCUGCGGGCUGCCAUGAGGGACACAGGAAUCGCGCUCAGUGAUGACGUCUGCCAGCUGAUGCUCAUCCGCUACGGUAGCCCUGACCUCCAGAUGGCCUUCGUCAGCUCUGUCCGCUUGAUGCUGCAUGUGGAGAACAUGCAGGACGUCUUCCAAAACUUGACCCAAGAUGGCAAAGGGAUAUACCUCCAGAAGCCAGAAUGGCCGAUGAUGACUCUGUACUCCUCAGAAGGCUGGACGCUCGUUGGCCCUCACUGAGGACUCUGCAUAUGGCCCAAGGGUGGCCUUUGGCUGAGACCAACCCAUGCUCAACCC
Globicephala melas (long-finned pilot whale) is the source of this 1434-nucleotide messenger RNA. It is a transcript of the gene CAPN14, whose product is annotated as calpain 14. Gene Ontology annotation, biological process: proteolysis. Gene Ontology annotation, molecular function: calcium-dependent cysteine-type endopeptidase activity; calcium ion binding. NCBI's taxonomy places the organism in Eukaryota, Metazoa, Chordata, Mammalia, Artiodactyla, Delphinidae. The record is from RefSeq and is a predicted model, not a curated record. Gene Ontology annotation, cellular component: cytoplasm.